Molecule: messenger RNA, 1636 nt
Organism: Ectocarpus sp. CCAP 1310/34
Lineage: Eukaryota; Phaeophyceae; Ectocarpales; Ectocarpaceae
Source: the annotation of a GenBank genome assembly
UCUCUCGUUUUGAUCUGGCUGGCCUUGUUUUCAACGAUGAGGUACUCAGGGGCAACACUCGCAGCUGGCGGGAUGUUCCUGGCAUUAAUAGUGCAGACGGCAGGAUUCCUGUGCCCGACUACGAUUAAUCCUCACUCCAGCGCGGCGCAUCGAGCUGUCGGGAGCGGCAGCACGAGUGCCUCGCCUGUCAGAAGGCAAAACGGCCGGGUGAAGCGGGAAGGGCGGAGGGGUGGUGGUGUCGUCGGCGGGGGGUCGAAGCACGUUCUCGGCGCACGACGACGAGACGACUUCUUGUACGACGACGACGAUGACGAUCUGUUCGAUGAUGACCUUGACGACAGGCGAGCUGUCGCUCCGCCGAGGAGAAAGAGGCCCAAGGUGCCGCUCUUGCCCACAACGCUCAGCAAGGCACUCAUAGCAGGCGUUUUUGUUUUGGGCAUCGGCACCGGGGUGACGGUAGACUCGGCAAUCAACACCGACCCCAGGGAUCUGGCGAGCCGCGACGCCAUCGACCGCAACGCGCCCAACCCCAACAUCUGUCAGACGUACGGGUCUAGUGCCAUGGUGGUGGACCAGCGCGUGUUCGUGACCUUCAACCCGUUCAGCUUGCACGUCUCGCAGGCGGACACCAAACCGGGUUGCGUGCUGCGAUCGUCCAACGUGGUGGAGGUUCUGCAGCGGAAGCGAGGGCUGCUGACCAACGAGGACGUGGAGAAGUGCAAGGGGGGCAUGAACACGUGGGGCUACGUGGGAGACCUGAACGACCACCCGCAGCUGUCCUGCGUAUACCAGAGCGACGACGCGCAAAACGAGUUCCUCUCCAAUCCUAAGUACGGAUUGGGCGAGGACGUGUACGACGAUGACCGGGCAGCCGCGGCAAAGAAGAGCGCUGGGAGCGAGCCCGCGAACGGCCCCCGCGUCAUGUCCGGGACUGUGCAGACCGUGGUGACGGAUAGGGCAAAAAUGUAGUGUCUUCACUUAUGAUAGUUGACGGUUUACUUUCCAAUCACGCUUGAAAAUUCGUGCAAUGGUAGUAGAGGUGUUUCAGUAUUUUUUGGGGGAGGGGUCGAGUCGCUUGUGCGUGGACUCCUGAGGCCGUAGCAAUGCGGGGUUGCACAACCGGUGCUGGAGGGAGUGAUGAGGUCCUAGCUGUUGCCAAGGCGUUGGUGACACGUGUUGAUGUACUGUACGGUAGUAGGUUUGUCCAUGCUUGUUGCUGUCUUGGAGGCUUUGCCAAUGGGUACGUUUCGUCCUGAGUCCUAAAGUUUUAUUUUCGGUCGUUGACAUUUGUCUAGACACCCAACGAGCAGCAGCGGCACCCUGUGUGUACUCCGAUGGCAUGUUGGGUAGCUCCGAGUCGAAGAAGUCACUGCUGUGAAAUACUUCAUUCUUUGCAGACGGCUUGUGCCUACCUUUCACGAAUUUUGUUUUGGUCCGGCCCUGUAUGUCAGCACGGCCGUCGCACCUGCGUCGUUCGUACACGCUGUGCACGAUGGCGGCGAAGCGCAGCCAACGAUGCAGCUUACUUGCGGGAUUCGAAACGGGAUAUGUUUCCUCUCUUUGCUGUUUUCGGAUGUUGCGGUCUGUAGAAUCGGACAUGGGUACCGCACGGUAGAACGACCAACCUGUUUCGAGU